Messenger RNA from Hydractinia symbiolongicarpus, 2639 nucleotides. RefSeq lists its product as uncharacterized. The transcript has 6 exons. The record is from RefSeq and is a predicted model, not a curated record. NCBI's taxonomy places the organism in Eukaryota, Metazoa, Cnidaria, Hydrozoa, Anthoathecata, Hydractiniidae. Bases 566 to 1372 code for a protein of 268 amino acids. Gene Ontology annotation, molecular function: protein binding.
AAUUAGGGAAGUUAUAGCUCAUGUUAUCAUCUCUGUGCGGCGACACCAGGGUUGCCCCAAAGGGAAAAGUUUCACAUUAUGUAUUCUCUGGAUAAUGACGGGACAAACUGAAUUUUUAAAGUCUCACAUAAACAAAAAAGGUUAGGUGCUAUUUCCAUUUGUCACCACUUAUGUCGAAACCAAUGAUUUUAUUCAGUUAUCUUUUUUUCCUUUUUCCUUUUUUAUUAUUUUCAUGUCCUUGUACAAAGCAAACCUUUUUUAAAAAAAUAUUAGUCGAUUCUUUGUUUUCUUGCGUUCCUCUAUCCUCUGAAAAUGUCACAAUCUGAUAGAUGUAAUAUUUAUUUUUCGUGUCAUGGCUAUAGUGACGUCGGUAUGCACUUCAGUCAUGCAACUUCACUUUGUCCAAACAAAUAAUAUUUGCAAAACUCUCCGUAUUAUUACCCUGAUCAAAUAUCCUACUUUAAAAAUGAUGUUUUGUAGAAUACUAAUCCAUUUGCAAGUGCGGCCACGAUUAAGUCGGUAAUGUUUAUAUUUAAUUUGACGACUUAAAAGGCCUCAGAACUAAAUGCCUAAAAAAAUGAACCAAUCAAAAAGUCGCUUAAUAAUAGCUUUUGAACCUUUCAGUGCAGAAGCAGCGUGUUUAAAGAAUCGCAUGGCUAACAUGGAACCGGCUAUUAUUCACCAACAAAAACAGAUCUCAAAGAAAAAAUACAGACAUCGUCCAUGCAAUCUCAUCACGUUCUUAAACAUACUUAUUUCGUUGUGUUUAUUCGCGCUGUACUGCGAACAACGUAUCCAGAUUUAUCACUUGAAAACAGCACUAGCUCAAGUGCAAGAAGAAGCCAAAAAGAACGAAGACUUGCUUACUCAAUAUCGAAGAUUAAACGAUGUUCCAUCUCCACGAAUGGCCAGAUCUGUUCACCAUGGCAACCAUACGCAUUUCUGUCAGAAAGUAAAGACCUGUCCACAACAAAUUGAAAUGAUCCAACUCGCGUCGCCGGAUGUACUGCUACGUAAUAUCGGAGAAAUAACUGUGAUCGAGGUGGUGAAAAACUGGAAAGAGGAACAUCGUUCUGGACAAAUAACAUACAAUGCUGGAAAAAUAGAAAUUAAAGCAUCCGGUUAUUAUCACAUUUUUGCCCAGAUGAAACGAUCCAAUACAGGUUCCGUUUCAAAGUAUUAUAUAAUGAAAAACAACGACGAAUAUCUGAUAGCUGCAACAUCAAACUGUGACGAAUGUACGCAAGGGAUUUCCAGAAUAGUGUUUCUUCACGCUAACGACAAAUUGUACAUGAAGACGUCAAGAAACACGAAAUGGUGGUCAGCUAAACGUAUCAUGUACUUUGGAGCUUACCGUAUUGGAACGCUUUAAAAGAUCCUGUUUUUUGGACUUCUCCGGAUACUUCUGUAAAGUUAAAUAAGGAUAAUUUACACCAACUGCUGCACGUGUGAAUGGCGAUGACAAUUUAAAGAAUUACAAUAUUUGUAAAUAAAAAAAUUUAAGCCAUAUCAACCUCGUUCUCAGAGCCUUUUGUCUACGCGCAUUCUCGUCAUCAGAUAUGGGAAAAGAGACAACAGGGCUGGGAUCGAGGUUGGUGUUGCAUAUAAUAAAAAUGCACGUAGUAGAGAGAAGUAUUUGGCUUUUGGAAAUUUCGUCCGUUUUUUAAUUUAUUAAAAAUGAGAUAACGACUACUGUUGCAAAUUUUAAAGCAAAGGAUGUUGGGUACGCGACAUAAUUUCUUUCCAUUUACAACAAAUGAGUUUACUAUUUUUCCUGUGGAAAUUUUUUAGUGUUGAAAUGUUUCGAAACAAAUGAGUUUACUAUUUUUCCUGUGGGAAUUUUUUACAUUCAACAACGAUUUUGCGUUGGUUUGGUGACGUGUAUAUAAAUAGAUGGUUCCUAAGGUUCAAAACAACUGUUUAGAAAGACCUGCGAACUUAUUUUUUGUUUUGUUUUAAAAUAACAUUUUUAUCUGUUAACAAAUGUUAUUGAUCGUUUUUAGUACUCGAUAAUACAACGACCACUUUUUCCAAGACGAAGUUCAAAGCUGUUAGAAUCGAACUUGAGAAAAUACAAGUGACAGCCUGUCCACCUUAGCAGGCAACCCGGUUUUCUAUCGAUGCCAAAGCCGCUAGCUCUUACUUGACGGCGCUGUCGCACUCAAUAUACAAAAAGGGGGAAUGCCUUGGUCGCUUUUGCGCGAUUUGAUCAAAUUUCGUUUUGAGCGGAAAUAUAAUUUGCCGGCUGACAUUGUCAGAAAGAGCCCUGGUGUUAUUUAGUCAUAUUGCGCAAAAAAGUACUAGUUCAGGCAGCGAAAUUUUGUUACAAUUUCUUUUAUUUUAUUCUCAUGUUUUUACGAGCUUCUCGUUUGGAAUGCUUAUAACAUUUUGACAAUUUUUUCCGAAGUAACAGGAAAUUUGGCUUCAGAUCGAGGUGUUCUUUUUUUACACAUGUUCAGCAUGAUUCAGUUUUGUUCAAAACAGUUACGCCAUUAUUUUUUUUCAGCAAUCCAACACUGUUGUAGUAAAACAAUGUGUAUUGUGCUAGCGGUAUUAACUCAUUAAGUUUUUAGCUGUAUAAUGGAUAAAUGACGAUACUUGUACUUUUGUUGAAGGGUAAAAAAACAACAACAAACAUC